This is a messenger RNA of Nematocida homosporus, 3465 nucleotides long. RefSeq lists its product as uncharacterized. The transcript has a single exon. The coding region runs from base 1 to 3465 and encodes 1154 amino acids. The record is from RefSeq and is a predicted model, not a curated record. Lineage: Eukaryota; Fungi; Microsporidia.
AUGCAAGUGGUAUAUAAGAGUAUGAAGACGAACACGACCAAGAAUAUGAAGAUGGAUCGUGGGUAUAGAGCAAUGAGAUACUGGGCGGUGGUUGUGUGUUUAGGGCUGGUGGUAUGGCGUGAAGUAUUGGGAAUGAUAGCGGUGGAAGGUAAUAGCAAUGCUAAUGGUGUUGAAAGUGGUAGUGACAAUAAGGAUAUAUGUAGCUUGACAAAUACGGAUUCUAAAGAUACGAAUUCUAAAGAUACGAAUAAUAGUGAGGACAAGCUUGAUAAGGUGUUGACCUCGGCCUUGGCUUUGAAGUUGAAGUCAACGAGGGAGGAUCAGUGGCAGCCAUUGGAAAGCAAAAUAGAAGAGGUCCUACAAACGCUUGGGUUUAGAUGGCAGGUUGAUUUUAAGUAUGUUAGUGAUUCUAGUAUUGAUGGAGGUAAGAAGCAGAAUAAUGAGUCUGGGAGUUCGGACGAGUCCUCGUUGGUAGAACAGAAGUUUAUGGCUAAAGGUUAUGUUUUGAAUAGUGAUGGUUCAGUGAAGACGGAUCGUAGUGUAGGUUGUAAUUUGCAGGAGUUAAAGAGCGAGAAUAUUGGUUAUAGGAUAAGGGUGAUGGGAUAUAGGCUUAUUUUUCAGUUGCACGAAUAUGAGGAUGUCAGUAUGGCCAAUAAGGAGUUGGAUGUAUGGCGAAGGAUUGUGUCAAUUCGGGUUAGACAUGUUUAUGUUGGGUUUGAUUUGAAUGGUGGAUGCUGCUAUAAUAUGAAUCUGCUAAUUGUAUCUCGAAUUGUUAACACAUUUGAUUGUGAGAAGUUGGUCAUUGGUACUGUAAUGAAGCAGGAUAGAGAAUUAAGAACAGAAGGCCCGGGGCAUGUUACGAAUGCUCAGAAAGAGGCAUAUAAUGCAUUUAGUCGGAUUAAUUAUAAGUUGGCGUGCCAAGUUGAAUUCACUGCACUCGGUGCUCGAGAGUGGAUUAAUGCGAAUGUUGCUUUGUUGCGGUCGGUUAAAGCAGUGGUUUUAAAGAAUGAAAGUGUUAAUUGUGGUUUGAUUCUUAGCAGUUUAGCAUUAAUAGAUGAUUACACGUUUGUUUUAGAUAUUAGUAAUUCUGGGGGUACGUUUGAUUUUGGGUUUCUUCAUAACUCUUCUCCUCGCUGUAGUAGAAUUGUUAUUAUCUCUGUGCUGAAGAAUGUGGGGAUACUUACUGGGCUUGAACAGGCAACUACGACCAUUGAUUCAACGAUAACUCUUAUAAGUGAAUGGUCGAUUCUUAGGUAUAUAGCUAAACAUAAUCCGACUGAAAUUUGUGUUCAUACGCUGAUUGGUACUGGUUGUGAUCCGGUGGUGGAAUACCAAAAGACUAAAACUAUUCAAGUUGUCGCAGAGGCUAGGCCUAUUAUUCUUGCUCGUAAGGUCAUCACUACAAUUCCCAAUACAGAAGCAUGUGGAGUUUUGGGUUAUUACCAAAAGUACUAUAAUCGACAAGCUUGUCUCCAGUAUGGUAUAAGUGCGGAUGAAGAUCAGUUUCAGUAUGAUAGUGGACGAAAUCAUAUUUUGUUAACUCUAGCUAGACUCAACAAAUUUGGUGGGCUAGCCCAGGUGCCAUGUGAAUUUAAAAUGCAGAAACGGGUGUGUGAUGGCCAUCAAAUGAGUGGUUCACAGACCUCACUGCCUCAAAUAGACCUCUUCUUUCAACUUAGACACUAUAUGAUGUCAGACGGACUUAUAAUAUCCAAACAUAUGCGCCAACCUUUCUGCCAGCAUAUACGCUACAAUAGUAUCACGAUCAAAGGACCGUAUGAAUGGGUCAAUGACUACAUCAGCAGUUGCUUUGAUCUGCUGAAUCGGUUCCGAAACCUUACUGCCCAGAAACUUACACUCGCCAAUAUCGAUAAGGUUCACGGGCAAAUGGGCAUUUUUAAUAUAGAUAUGAUCAAAACAUCCCCACCUGACCAACCAAAAUACCAUCUCAACAUUAAGACCUUAGUGCUUUCUAACGUGCAUCGUGAUGUUAUCUACACCCUAUUGAACAACUAUAGCUUUGUUAACCCAAUAGAACUGCAUAUUCUAAACCAGUACAACCAAAACCUGGCCAUAGCCCAAAUUCUCUCUCUUCCUAUAAGCAAUCUAAUCUCCAAACUUGUGAUUGACGACUUUGUUGAACUAGAAGAGGUCAAAAACCACACGAUCUACACAGCCACUGGUAAAUUCAAGGAAUUCUCACUGUUCAACUACAUAAAGACAAUGGCCAAUCAAAACAAAACGCUCGAUGAUCUGGGUCUUAAAAAGCUGUUCUUGCAACUACACAAUGUGGAUUGCAUGAAGUAUGCCAAUGUCUUAAGCGAAUUUAGCCGCUUUGGUGUUCAAUAUCAGAUUGUUUCUCUUAAUAGCUACUUCUCAAAUAUCAUAAACAGUUACAAUAACGUUCGUGAGACAAUGGGGCCUUGGCAUACUGAGGCCGUGGAUGAUAUAAUGUUUGACAACCUUAGUAUGCGGGCUUUAGAAACCGAUCUUACAGAUAAUUCUCCUCAGAAGCCAACCACCACUAAUUUCGCUAGAGUCGAAAUUACACCCGAUAGUGUAGAUUCACUUAUCUUAUAUUUCGAUGGCACUGAUACUUUGACCGAAAAUAACCUCAUAGCCAUUUUGCGUUGGAUAACUCACCGAUUUGGACAUAUAACCAACUUGAAUCUAAUCAACAUUAAGUUAGACGAUCGAGACAAACAUAUAAUGAACAGCCGUUACCACAUUCCCAAUUGGUUAUCCGCAUCGUUGAUAAUUAAAGUAAAACCGGACAUCUCAAAAAGCGAUUAUAUUCAACUGAAGACUCGGCAGACUCUUGUAUGUUUGAACCUCAGUACGAACGGCGAUAACAACAUUGUACAAGAAUAUAUAAAUUCCAAGGUCUUGUCAGGUAUUCGACCUAUCCUAAAAGUGCCAGCGAAACUCAUACCUAUCCCUAUCCCUUGCUGUUCAAAAUUCAAUUGUACUAUCCCAAUACUAACCCAACCUAUAACGCCCACAGAGAAUAUGCCGAAAACCCCCAACAAUAAUAUCUCUUGCAUGUACUGCAAGCGCAAGAUUACUAUCCCAAUGAGUGUGGAAGAGAACCAAGACCCGAGAAGAACCGAUAACAUCUACUACAUUACUUCGUGUUUACACAACUUAAUCUGUCACGCUUGUAUAAACCGCCGGAAGGCGGGCUCACAAGAAAGAUCCCACCACAGCCCAUUAAAGUCAUCUCCCUACUGUCGAACGUGUGCCAAAGGGUUUAAUCUCGCUUAUAAGCCUAAACGGAUUCAAAGUGCGAAAGAUCUCAAGCUCAGAACUAGUUUGGUAGAAGCCAUGUCAACCAAGCCUAUCAAUAAGAUCCCCGAGCAAGAUAUCCAAAUGAUUAAGGAUUGCCAACUCUAUUUCUAUCAAAUGCGCUGCGACUUAGAUAGUAAUGAGUUAAUGGAAUCCGAACUCCGUAUUAUCUACAUCUAA